This is a messenger RNA of Coffea eugenioides, 1284 nucleotides long. RefSeq lists its product as uncharacterized. Gene Ontology annotation, cellular component: membrane. The record is from RefSeq and is a predicted model, not a curated record. Bases 1 to 861 code for a protein of 286 amino acids. Lineage: Eukaryota; Viridiplantae; Streptophyta; Magnoliopsida; Gentianales; Rubiaceae. The transcript has a single exon.
AUGUGUUACAUGUUAUUGCUGCCCUAUGUUCAAGGGCAGAGUAGCCUCAACCGUGAUUCUUUAGAUUCUUUUGUUCAUGAUUAUGCAUUGAAGGCGAUGAGAAGGAUGCGUACAGGUAUUCUGUAUAAUAUUUCUCUACCUGCAAAUUACUCUGGUAUACAAGUUUCUGUUGUUCGUCUCAGAACCGCGAGGUUAUGGCUAAGAGGAGCCAAUUUCAGUUUCUUUGACAUCCCACCUAGGACAUUGCCGCACCCCUUUUCCAGGAGACUACUAAUUGUCUAUCAAAACCUUGGGAAUUUGUCAGGUUUCUAUUAUAGUGUCCCAAAUCAUACAUUUGUCACUCCUGUCAUUGGCUUAUUAGCUUAUGAUACAAAUACCAGCAGAAUGGUUAAGUUUAACAUCACCAGGGAUCCUAUUUUGGUCCAUUUUCCUCUGGUCUCAGGGGUAGGUGAUACGAAUAUAACCGCAAUGAAAUGUGUCAGAUUUGGCACCAAUGGGGAAGUGGAGUUUAGCAAUUUGACCAUGGCAAAUAAGUGUAUUGCAAUGGGUCAAGGCCAUUUCUCCAUUGUCAUUCCAUCUCAGCCACUGCAGCCACCAGUGCCGUCACCAUCAAACAAGAGCAAAGAAAGGGACUGGAAAUGGUGGGUUAUAGGAUUUGGAGUAGGAAUUGGUGGAUUGAUUUUGUUGGUUAUGUCUGUGAUUCUUUUGUACAAAUUGAUUAGGAAGAAGAGAAUCGCAAAGAUGGAAAGACAGUCGGAAAAAAGUGAGGUUUUAGGUACAAUUUGGGUUGGACCAAGUAGAAUGCCUUCAGCUACGGGUAUCAGAACCCAACCAGUCAUUGAGAAUAGCUAUGUACCAUGAAAGAUUUUCUUGUAUCAUUUUGUCCCUUUUUUUUUUGGUCAAUUUUCUCACUGGUUUCAUCAUGUCAUUUUUUAGAAGUGGAUGUUCAUUUGUUGAUAGAAUUCAUCAGGGGUGGAUAUAUGUUCUUGCUCAAAUUCUAGUUCAGAAGUUUGUUUCAGCAUCAUUGUUAAGCAUGACUUCGCCCUUAGUCGGGAUCAUAAUAUAAUAGACAUUGCGGCCGUUGUCAAGGAUUGGGGUUAGAGUCCACCUUUACAUACUUUGUUUAAGAGAAAUAAAGCAUGAUUGUCUUGUUAAAUCAAUGAUGAUACCUAAUUGACUAGAAAACUUAAGCAGCCAAUGGGGCGUCACAGCUUAUUGGCUUGUACUGAUAAUUGUCUCAUCAAUUUUCAUGUCUUCAUCCAUCGGCCAAUAUGGUAGUUACGC